AUUGAAUCAUUGGACUAUAACUAAGAAUAGCACUAUUUGACCCACCAUUUAGAUUUAUCCCCUAAAUGCCUAUCUAUUGUAAAUUGUUGUCCACCAUUUGCUGCAUUUAUAGUCCAGUAUUUCUUGGACAUGGUUUAGGGAAUGAAAAAGAUCAACGAGGAAAGAAAAUAACAUUUUUAAACAGUUCUAUGUUGAUGUUUGUGAAUUUGGACCAUUCCUCAAAGAAAUAACCUAUUUGUUCUUGAAAUGGUACAUAAAAGGGUUGGCUAUAAUCAACAUCUCAAUUCAAAGAUUCUGACUUUAUCUCCAGAUAUUUUGUUUUUUUGUGGCUAUAACCUAUUUGUAUGCAACUCCAUAUUCCAUCUCUUUCAAGAGUUAAGAUUACUACUUUACAUGGCAGACAGCGUGAAACAUGGGAUUAAUCAAAUGAAUGACAACCUCAGAAAGAAACUCAAAGUUGACUAUUUCUUUGGAGGACUUUCUAAGAUCUGGUGGUGCAAAACCACAAGCAAAAGGUCUUUUCCGCGACUGUAUACAACUACUUCCUAUAGGAAAGUAUGUUUGAGGUUCAUACUUGAUUCUUAACAUCUUGUGUAUAUAUUACUCCCACAUGAAACACAGAGACUUCAAAACACAAAUUUGUGUUAUACUCUUCCACAAGUUUCAUGGAGAAACGUUGUAUUCAUCUUGCUGUUAUAUUAUUGCUGCUUCAGCAAAUCAAAACUACUUUUUCUAUGGUUAACAUCACAACUGAUCAAACAGCGCUUCUUGCCUUGCAAUCUCAAAUAUCUUUAUACGAUCCUCACAAUGUCUUGGGAAGAAACUGGUCCACUUCCACCCCAGUCUGUAGUUGGAUUGGAGUUACUUGUGGCCCUCGCCACGGAAGAGUCACUGCCUUGAAUCUUUCUAGUAUGAACCUUAAAGGAAUGGUUCCAACUCAGCUUGGCAAUCUGUCGUUUCUCAUUUCCCUCGAUAUCAGAAACAAUAACUUCCAUGGGAGUUUGCCCGAAGAGUUAGCUCGUUUGAGGAGAAUGAAAAGGAUCAAUGCCAUGAACAACAACUUUACUUGUACAAUCCCGUCAUUUUUCGGCAUGUUACCUAACCUUCAGUCCUUGUACCUUUCGUUUAACCAAUUGUCUGGUAACAUCCCUCCUUCUCUUUUCAAUAUAACAAAGCUAAAAGAUUUAAGACUUAGAGGGAACAUUCUUGGUGGAAAAAUUCCUCAAGAAAUCAGUAGCCUUUGUUGCCUGAAUUUCAUAGAACUGCAAGAUAAUAAGCUUACAGGCGCUAUACCACCAACUAUGUUUAACCAGUCAUCGCUUAAACAGAUUGGCCUGACAAAUAACAUUCUUUAUGGGAAACUACCGGGAAAUAUAUGUGACAAUCUUCCAAAUUUAGAGGCACUUGCUCUUUCCAAAAAUCAGUUUGACGGUUUGAUUCCUCCAAAUCUGCAGAACUGCUCUAAACUUGAGAUAUUAUCAUUGUCUGAAAAUGAUUUCACUGGAACCAUACCGGCAGAGAUCGGGAACUUAACUAUGCUGACAGUUCUGCAACUUGGGCCUACCUACUUGAAAGGUGAAAUACCAAGGGAGCUUGGAUAUCUUCAAAGACUCCAAAUAUUUGGAUUGUAUCAAAACAGGCUGAGUGGUUCAAUUCCAGCAAGCCUUUUCAACAUUUCAACCCUCCAAAUCUUGACAAUUGUGGAUUGCCAGCUAACAGGUAGUCUACCAUCAAACAUAGGCCAAGGGACACCACAUCUCAAAGAAAUUUAUUUGGGAAUAAAUAAUCUCAGUGGAGUCUUCCCUGAGUCUAUUUCGAAUGCUUCAAGACUCACUGUUCUAGACCUUUCUUACAACAAGUUCUCAG
Molecule: messenger RNA, 1866 nt
Organism: Capsicum annuum
Lineage: Eukaryota; Viridiplantae; Streptophyta; Magnoliopsida; Solanales; Solanaceae
Product: putative receptor-like protein kinase At3g47110
Molecular function (GO): protein binding
Source: RefSeq, a predicted model, not a curated record